CGGAAACCAGCGUCGCAUCAUAUAGCAAUAGCGUACACCUGCAACACACUCUAGUAUCUCACUCUAACCCUAGUUACCCUACCGCCAUAUAUAAACCCAUCAUUCUGCCGCUCUUCACAAUCUCUCUUUUUCCCUCCCGGCGAGACCGCCUCCGUCUGCAACCAUGCAGAUCUUCGUCAAAACCCUAACCGGCAAAACCAUAACCCUCGAGGUUGAAUCCUCCGACACCAUCGACAAUGUCAAGGCUAAGAUCCAGGACAAGGAAGGCAUCCCUCCUGACCAGCAGCGUCUCAUUUUCGCCGGCAAGCAGCUGGAGGACGGCCGCACCCUAGCCGACUACAACAUCCAGAAGGAAUCCACCCUUCACCUUGUUCUGCGCCUGAGAGGGGGUGCCAAGAAGAGAAAGAAGAAGACCUACACCAAGCCUAAGAAGAUCAAGCACAAGAAGAAGAAGGUCAAGCUCGCGGUGCUCCAGUUCUACAAAGUUGAUGAUUCCGGCAAGGUACAGAGGCUCAGGAAGGAAUGCCCCAACGCGGAGUGCGGUGCCGGGACCUUCAUGGCCAAUCAUUUUGACAGGCACUACUGCGGGAAGUGUGGGCUUACCUAUGUCUACCAAAAGGCCGGUGGCGAGUAGAUUUGUUUGGUCUUAUGGUAUUAUCACAUGAACUUGUUGCAAUUUUGAGUUCUCUUGGUACUUGUUUAAUUUAGUAUUGAAAUUAUCUUGCAUUUUCCUUGAAAUGGUUUUUAGUUGCUGAACUUUAAAGCUUUUGAUGAAGAAUUAGAUAUGGUUAUUAAUACAUUCAUGUUUUUCUU
Rubroshorea leprosula is the source of this 813-nucleotide messenger RNA. The record is from the annotation of a GenBank genome assembly. Lineage: Eukaryota; Viridiplantae; Streptophyta; Magnoliopsida; Malvales; Dipterocarpaceae.